CCGUGGUGAUCGCGUGUGUGGUGCCGCUUGCCGCUGUCCAUGUGGCGCCGUCCGUAGCUGGCCAGUUCGUCCAUGUAUCCUGCGCCCGCGAUGCUGAAGAAGGAAAAACCUAUGCUGUCGGUGGCCGCCAUCAUUCAAGCGCAGGGCCGCUGGGACCGCUCACUGGCCGGAUUGGCAGGUUUCGAUGCUUCGCUGGUCGGCCACAUGGGCCCGCUGUCGCCGCCGGAUCUGAAGCCCGACCUGAAGCCGGACAUUUCGCUGCUGAACGGCAGCGGCGGCGGUCCGUUCUCGCCCGGCAACAAUUGUGGCGGCAGCGGUGGCCCCGGAAGUCCGGGCAGCGUCGGUGGUGGAUCGUUCAAUCCGGUUGCGGCCGCCGUUCUUCAGCAACAGAAUGCGCUGUUGGUCGGCGCUGGCCUCGGCAAUGGGGCCGGCGGAGGUCCACAGAACAGCAUGCUGGUCGGUGGUAGUGGCGGAGGAGGACAGCAGCAGGGCAGCAACGGCGGAGGUAGUGGGCCUGGAACACCGUCCAACAUAACGCAACAGUACCCGCCCAACCACCCGCUCAGCGGCUCGAAGCAUCUCUGCUCGAUCUGCGGCGAUCGGGCCAGCGGCAAGCAUUACGGUGUCUAUAGCUGCGAAGGAUGCAAAGGAUUCUUCAAGCGCACGGUACGCAAAGAUCUGUCAUACGCCUGCCGGGAGGAGAAAAACUGUACGAUAGACAAACGCCAAAGAAACCGCUGCCAGUACUGUCGGUACCAGAAAUGUUUGGCAUGCGGCAUGAAGCGGGAAGCGGUCCAGGAGGAACGGCAACGGAGUUCCAAAUUUUCCAUAAAGAGUGAGGAAAUAAACUCGACCAGCUCGGUGCGGGACGUUGUGGUCGAUCGAUUCCUAGAGGCUGAGCAGCUGGGCGAACAGAAGAGCGGCGACAAUGCCAUACCGUACCUGCGGGUUGGCCCGGGUUCAAUGAUUCCACCGGAAUAUAAGGGCGCCGUGUCGCAUUUAUGCCAGAUGGUCAACAAGCAGAUCUACCAACUGAUCGAGUUUUCUCGAAGGUUGCCCAACUUUUCCAACCUACCGCGCGAGGACCAGGUCACGUUGCUGCGCAGUGGCUGGAACGAGAUGCUGAUCGCUUCCGUAGCCUGGCGGAGUAUGGAGUACAUUGAAACUGAGCGACCGGCGGAUGGAAGAAGCGAUGGCCGUGUGACGAUCCGGCAGCCACAGCUCAUGUGCUUGGGACCGAACUUUACACUGCACCGGAACAGCGCUCAACAGGCCGGUGUCGACUCGCUGUUCGAUCGCAUCCUAUGCGAGCUGGCGAUCAAAAUGAAAAGACUGGACGUGAAUCGGGCCGAGCUGGGCAUACUGAAAGCGAUCAUCCUGUUCAACUCCGAUAUCCGAGGACUCAAGUGUCGGAAGGAGAUCGAUCAGAUGCGCGAGAAGAUCUACGCUUGUCUGGACGAGUACUGCAAAACGCAGCACCCAUCGGAGGAUGGGCGGUUUGCGCAGCUUCUGCUGCGGUUGCCAGCCCUUCGCUCGAUCAGCCUCAAGUGCAUCGAUCAUCUCAACUUUCUACGGCUGCUCGGUGAUAAGCAGCUGGACAACUUUAUCAUUGAAAUGCUCGACACCCCGUUGUAGGUGGCAGGGCACGAAAGGGUGCCGCGCGGCUGUACGCUACUCCUCGUCUCGGUGCUGCUGAUCCUACUUCUGCCGCUGACAGACGCCGGAUUGUUUGGGUUACUACUUUCGAUUGCAUUUUUCAAGCACAACAGCCUGCAUGCGAGGUGGUAGAGUUGGGCACCGUUGACAAGCUCCCGUUAAGUGAGCCGCUCUGUUCACAGAACAAACAUCAUGCAUCAUGUACUCUUCCUCAUUCACAACGUGCUGCACAAGUGAGCGCAAGUGUAAACCUAGCAUGUAAUACGGAUCACAAAAAAAAACACACAUUUUUGUUAGGAAAACGAUGAACAGCAGAAUACCCAGGAAACGGGAGUGUGAUGCUGAUAAAGUUGUGAAGCAAAAGUCCCCCAUACAUCAUUGCAUUAGAAAAUAACGUAGAAAUCGCCGCUACUACCGAGGUUCGGCUCGAGGUGCAUAAACAGAAUGUGCUGAGAAAGCUUGAGGACGGUAGAAAUCUCGAUAGGACGAGAGAACAGAACUCGAUAAAGGAAAGUGCAAGAAGCAAACAACAAACAGGCACACACACACUUAGAACAGAACUUAGAAGGAACAAAACAAAAUGAAAUAUGGUGCAAAUAGUUUUUAUCAAAAACUCAAACUUAAUCCCGUUAACAGUGUAAGCAAAUAGCUAUAAAGUGAUAAGGGUGAAGGUGAUCUAAAAUGUCGGACACGGACACGGUAUGCCAGGCCGGCACCGCUCUAGUGUGCGGCGUGUGUGACAUUUGGCAGCUAAUGAAAUAAAUUUGCCGAUCCAAAUCGGUUGACAACCUGGGGCAAUACCAUGAGCGAGAAAGAAGACAAUGCGUGUGUAUGCGAGUGUGCGAAUGAAUGGCGAUGGCGUCCGGAGGAAAAGAUGUUUAAAUUUUACGUAGUUUCAGUCUUCUAGUGUGUAAGCUAUUGAGGAAGUUAGUAGAGAAGAAGAAGAACAAACCACACACUUCAUCCUUCAGACACGUAGCAAGAAGCGGUAUAGAUGCACAUAGUGAACCGCACGCGUUAAAGAUCGCCCUUCGAAGGGCGAUGCAGACUUUAUGUAGGCUUUCCCGGGUCACUGGAACUGUCUCAAGCUCAAUCGACGCAAUGCGUUUCGUGGGUUCUUCGUGCAAAGUCUCAUUACUUCGUAAAGUAUUGUUAUUCCCAUUUCUUUUUUUUAUUAUUACACUCUUAUUCGUUGGCUUUGGCUCUCUUACGAAAUGUGUGAAGGGUUUGCGGAUGGCUCAGGAACCGGUAGUGUCCGCUCAACUCAUUCGUAUAAUAAUCUAUUUCGAACCGAAUGAUGCUAGAGAUGGUGUGUGCUGUAGAAAACAUUGGGAGCGCACGUUGCGCAAUCAGUGACACUCGUCCAGGGACAGUUUGUGGUACGUUUCGUAGGCUCGUUUUGCACACUUUUUUGUUACACAAAAACUACUACGACGAGUAACCUCAACAAUGUAGUAAUACCAACAUGCUACCUACUUCCCUGCAGCUCAUUAUUUUUCAAGUAUUACCACACCCGUUGUAGAACCCGUGAAUCGGGUAUUUAUGGUCGCACGUGAAACAACGUGCCACGGCAAGAGACUCUACAAAGCGAAUAAGCGUAAUAUACACAACUAAUGAGUGAAACUGUACGACCUGUUGAUCGAGCGAUACCGAGCGAAGGCACAAACUCACACAAUAAAACAAAUAUUUAUUAACGAUUGCAACCUGCUCCUGCGCGGGACCCGUUUUCCCGCCGCGUCCUUCCCG
Messenger RNA from Anopheles cruzii, 3402 nucleotides. Its product is annotated as protein ultraspiracle homolog. Gene Ontology annotation, biological process: positive regulation of transcription by RNA polymerase II; cellular response to ecdysone; cell differentiation. Lineage: Eukaryota; Metazoa; Arthropoda; Insecta; Diptera; Culicidae. Gene Ontology annotation, molecular function: nuclear receptor activity; RNA polymerase II cis-regulatory region sequence-specific DNA binding; zinc ion binding. The record is from RefSeq and is a predicted model, not a curated record. Bases 73 to 1635 code for a protein of 520 amino acids. The transcript has 7 exons. Gene Ontology annotation, cellular component: nucleus; activator ecdysone receptor complex.